This is a messenger RNA of Pelobates fuscus (common spadefoot toad), 4566 nucleotides long. It is a transcript of the gene HMGXB3, whose product is annotated as HMG-box containing 3. Lineage: Eukaryota; Metazoa; Chordata; Amphibia; Anura; Pelobatidae. The record is from RefSeq and is a predicted model, not a curated record. The transcript has 20 exons. Bases 133 to 4002 code for a protein of 1289 amino acids.
CUGCGAUUGGCUCUACACUUUUCAUUCACCGCUUCCAUUGGUUGCUCCGCCCUAGCAACGAGUCCGCCAUCUUGGGGAGGGCAUGGAGGAGAAGUGAAGGCUUUAACCCGGCGCUUCGUCUCGCUUAUAGAGAUGGACGCCCCAUUUGAUGGUACAGAAGUCACAGUUGUCUCAGAGGAUAUAGAGGGAAGUUAUGUGCCCUCCAAGCCACCCAUAAAGAAAAAGAGGUACAAAGGUAGUGCUGAACAUGGCGACAUUGCCAAGAAACCAAGGUCUGCCUACCUUCUGUAUUACUAUGACAUCUACUUAAAGGUACAGCAGGAAGUUCCUCAUCUGCCCCAGUCAGAAAUUAACAAGAAGAUAAGUGAAAGUUGGAAGCUUUUGAGUGUGGCUGAGAAAAGCUAUUACCUGGAACGAGCAAAAUUGGAGAAGGAAGGACUAGAUUCUAAUGUAAAGUCAAGCACACCCACCAUGGUUUCAGAUGUCCCUGGCUUCAGGAAGAUUCUUCCUCGCUCAGAUUACAUUCUGAUACCAAAGAAAUCACCUAGUAAAGACAAGGUUGUUCGACAGCAAAUGGAAAUCUGUGUGGCUCAACCUCGAGAAACUGGAAUAAUGACCCCAUCAACAGACGUGUCUCACAAUUUGGAACAGACCAUCUUGUCUUUGGACACUGGGCAGGUUAGCCUUUCUGAGCAGUGCAUUGACAUUGAAGGACUAACUGAAGAGGCAACAAGUUACAGUUCAGGAGAUGGAGCACAAAAACAACUUCUUAGUGGUGUUUUCUCUAACUACACUGGGUCAGUGGGCGAUAAAUUGAGUGGGGAUAUUAUUCUUGAUGACGCAACACUGGAGAUCGGUGACUCAAGUCCUUAUCAGGCAACAAGCAUGGUCAUUGAAGAGAAUGGGGGAAUAUCUUUGGCACAGUCAGAAAUCCCAGCAGGCUUGUCAGUUCUGACUGUUAUGGCAAUUCAGGAUACAGAAGAUCACUCUGUACCAAAUCCCACCUCACAUUAUUUCAUGUUUCCUAUGGCAAGUCGUCCCACUGCAGAGACAACAAGGCCUGUUAAACUGGCCUCCACCUACACCAGGAGGGGACGUGGAAACUGCACUAAUCCCAGCUGCUCAUUUACAUAUGUUACAAGACACAAACCUCCUAAGUGCCCCCUUUGCAACAACUUUCUAGGUGGAAAAUGGGUUCCAAAAACUAAACCGGCCAAAGAAAAAUGUCCUUCCACCUCCAACAUUGUAACACCGCUGUCUGAACAUCCAGUCCUCGAAGAUCCAUUUUCCAACAUUGCAAGUGGCUCUAAAUCAACUGAAGAGAACAAUGAGGCAGUUACCCAGCUCCUUCAUGCUUCUUCACCAGCAUGUGGUGGCGAGUGGGAAGAGGUCAUAAUUUCAGACCUGCACAUUUUCUCACACAACUUGGAUGGUACCCCAGUAAGAGUCACAUGCAGCAAAGACAAGAGCAUUAAUUUGGAGGUUGAAACUACAGAGAAGGUGGAAACUGAUGACCCUCACAACAAAACACAGUCUUCAGCUGAACAUGAGAACAUGGAAUGCCAGAUCUCCAGUGCAGAAGGAGAGAUGUUGUCUUCUGCAACCGCCCAGAAAACACAGGAAGCAAAGUGCGCAACAAAACAACGCACAACAUCACUGGCAGCUGCCAGACCAAUCCGGGCCAUUUUACCUGCCCCUGCCAAUACAAACAGAAGUUUAAAUGCAAAAUGUGUUGGUAAUGGACUGACUAUUUUAAAAUCUGAGACGCACAGCUCCAUCAACGCCUCUGGUCUAAAACCCAGUACUUUGAAGCAGCUUGGCCAUUCUGUGCUGCCACAGCCUUUGACUCAAGAAAUAAUGAUAAGGAGUGAUCCCCAAGGACCUGCAUCACAGCCGCAGCUAAAGGUUCUGACCAAAUAUAGCAGCCCUGUAACCUUGGACUUGGGCUUGGCGACACAGAGAGGCAGGGGAAAGUGUAAGAACCCAUUAUGCAACUUCAUGUAUACCAAUAGGCAUAAGCCAAAAGUAUGCCCCAAAUGUGGUUCAAACUUAUCAAAAGACAAAGCAGAAAAAGGACCCAGAAUCCCAUCUUCUCCACCGGAGACACAAGUUUGUGUUCAGAAAGUGAUGAGUGACAGUGAGCCCCUGACUCAGUCUCAAAAGGAAACUCAAAGGCAAUCAACACUUCAACUUCUCCGUAAAACCGUUCAGAUACCUGAGAAUGAAUGUGAAUUGUCUGAGGUGUUUGUUCUAAUACAAGAACUCAACAGUUCUCGUCUUGUUCUUUCCAACGUCAGUGAUGGCACGGUUACAAUAGAGCAAACCUCAUGGGCAAGCUUCUACGAGCCAUCUGCUACCCAUUGCCUACUCUGUGCAGCAGCCUUAUUUACGGAGGAAAAUAACUCACAGGCUGGACCUCAAAAGUGCUGGCUAUUAACAGCUAGUCGUCUGCAAGUAGUAACUACUCAGGUCAAGAUCUGCAAGAACACGGAAUGUCUGGCUAUUCAUAGCUUUAAUGACAUAUAUACCGGUCUCUUUAAUGUGGGGAACAAACUUCUUGUUAGUCUGGACCUUCUUUUUUCUAUCCGGAACCAAAUUAAGUUAGGAGAUGAUCCUAAAGUGUCCAUAAGUAACAUUGUGGAAUCUGUGCAAGAGCAGGCAGAAAAGAGGUUGAAUCCAGAGGAGACAAUUUCAAUUCACGAAUUGUUGAACUGUGGUUAUUGGGCAUUUGAAUGUCUCACUGUUCGGGACUAUAAUGAUAUGAUCUGUGGUGUUUGUGGGGUGGCACCCAAAGUGGAGAUCGCUCAGAGAAAUGCAGAAAAUACUCUCACCCUGACCAAUGUUGAGUUUACCUGGCCUGAAUUCCUAACAUCUAAUGAAGUAAGCGUGGAAGAUUUCUGGAGUACCUUGGAAACUGAAGUAUUGGAACAAGCCACUUUUUCCUCCAACAUCCCCAUCACCAAGUUUGAUGCCUCCAUACUGUCUCCAUUCUUCCCACCACUCAUGCGUGCCCCUGUUGUUGUUAACAGUGAAAGCUAUAAGAACCUUGAAGUGCAAAAAGUUCCAGGUAAUGCCAGUGCUCUGGUCAAGUUGUUCCAAGAAGGGUCCCUUAAAUUGGAUGAGCUAAACCUGAAAACGGAAGAGGAGCUGCAGAAAAUCCUAAGUCUUUGUAGAAUUCCAUGGAUUGUUACAGACACAAAGGAUCAGAUGUGUUAUUCCAUCUUGGCACUUUCUGAGUUUGUACAAAAUGGAACUCAGACCAAACAACCCCCGCCUCAUCUCACAGGAGGGAAGCUUUAUAAAGUGUGCCCACAUCAGGUGAUCUGUGGAUCCAAGUAUAUUGUCCGUGGAGAGAGCCCUCGGGACCAUGUAGACCUUUUGGCGUCAUCACGCCACUGGCCUCCUGUUUAUGUUGUAGACAUGGCAACACAGGUGUCCCUUUGUGCUGACCUUUGUUACUCAAAUCUGACGCAAGAGAUGUGGGGAAAGAAUCAGGGGUGUUUUUCAGAUCCAUCAAAACCACCAAAGUAUGUGUCCUGCCCAGAACUGCUGGAUAGACAUUUCAAUGUGGAUAUAAUGGGAAAUGAACCAUCAAUUCUUCACCCAGUCACCAAAUCGGCUUCAAGAAGGGUGGUCCAUGCUGGGGCAGAACAAAAUGGUGCUUGUGACCCUACAUCUCGGCACCAUUCAAUCACCCUGUGUCGCGAGCUAGAACCUUACAGUGCUAUUAUAACUGCCAUUGGAGACAGCAAGACGAGUAACAUUCGGCACCUGCCUAUUAAUUUUGAGAAUCCUACACACUAUUACCUCUAUAACAGGUUAAUUGACUUCCUAACCAGCCGUGAAAUUGUGAACAGGCAAAUCAACGACAUUGUACAAAGCUGUCAACCAGGAGAGGUGGUGAUCAGAGACACUUUAUACCGUCUUGGAGUGGCACAAAUCAACACAGAAUUAUUAGAAAGUGAACUUGAAGAAGAAAAUGUUCAGGAGCAGCCAAUUUGAUGUUGAUCAUUGUAGAUAAUGUAUAGUAUAAUAAAAGUAUUCUACGGAUUACCAGGAGUUAUAAAUGAGACAAUCAAGAUGUUAUGCUCAUUCUGUGAAGGUAUAUAAUUCUGAAGAGUCUGUUUUUACCAAUUCAGUAAAAUUCUACAUCUCUAAAAUAUGGAUGUAUGUGAUCAAAGCAGAGGGGAAAAAAAGUAGAACAUUACUUUUCAUCUUUGAUUCUCAUCUUUUGAACUAAUAUUUUUGUUGAGGUUCUGUUCUUAGUUAAUUAUUUCCUUAGUGGCAUAGGUAUUUAUCAGGUUAGCCAUCAAUCAUCAUUUGUUUUCCCGGGAGGCAAAGUUACACCCUAGACCAGGCAUAGGCAACCUUCUGCACUCCAGAUGUGUUGGUCUACACCUCUCAUGAUGCUUUGCCAGCAUUAUGGGUGUAAGAGUAUUAUGGGGGAUGUAGUCCACAAUAUCUGAAGUGCUGAAGGUUGCCCACCCCUGCCUUAGACUUCAUAUCCAGUUAUUUUAGGAAGAUGUCGGACUAUGCUGUAUGUUGCUGUUCAAAAAAAAAAGUCAC